ACGUAUUCACCGCCACCGCUGUUCCUUUUUCGUCGUUUUCAAAGACUUCAUAUAUAUAUAUAUAUAUCUACACUUGUAUCGAGAUCUUAGUUUAUAUAAAUUUAGAAAAAAACCCAAUACAUUAGAAACAAACUUCCGUUCAUCGGAGACUCUGUUUAUCUUUAAAUUGUUCAGAACGUGUGGUAUUCGAUUGUAAGGAAAAGAUGGUUGGAACAGAAAUUGAGGGAUCAACGAACAAUGCCCAUGCUAAUGGUUUAGUUCAAAACACUAAUGGUUCCUUAGAAGAAAAAGUGGAUGAGCUUCGGAAGUUAUUGGGUAAAACAGACGAUGAUCCUUUGAGAAUUGUGAGCGUUGGUGCUGGUGCUUGGGGUUCUGUGUUUGCAGCCAUGUUGCAAGAUGGUUAUGGUCAUCUUCGCGAUAAGGUUCAAAUUAGGAUCUGGAGAAGAUCUGGAAGAUCAGUUGAUAGAGCCACGGCUCAACAUUUGUUUGAUGUUAUCAAUUCAAGAGAAGAUGUGUUAAGAAGAUUGCUUAGACGAUGUGCUUACUUGAAAUAUGUUGAAGCAAGAUUAGGUGAUAGAACUUUGUAUGCAGAUGAGAUUUUGAAAGAUGGGUUUUGUUUGAAUAUGAUUGAUACUCCACUUUGUCCUUUAAAAGUGGUUACUAAUUUGCAGGAGGCUGUGUGGGAUGCUGAUAUUGUCAUCAAUGGAUUGCCAUCCACAGAAACACAUGAAGUAUUUGAAGAAAUUAGCAAGUAUUGGAAGGAAAAAAUCACGGUUCCGAUUAUAAUUUCGUUAUCAAAGGGUAUAGAGGCUGAGUUGCAGCCUGAACCCCACAUAAUUACUCCAACCCAGAUGAUUAGUAGAUCAACUGGAAUUCCAAUGGAGAACAUUCUAUAUCUUGGUGGACCUAAUAUUGCAUCAGAGAUCUACAACAAGGAAUAUGCUAAUGCACGACUAUGUGGAGCAGAGAAGUGGAGGAAACCACUUGCCAAGUUUCUAAGGCAACCCCACUUCAUUGUGUGGGAUAACGGUGAUCUCGUUACUCAUGAAGUGAUGGGUGGGUUAAAGAAUGUCUAUGCCAUUGGAGCUGGUAUGGUAGCGUCUUUAACCAAUGAGAGUGCCACCAGCAAGUCGGUGUACUUUGCGCAUUGUACAUCUGAAAUGAUAUUUAUAACUCAUCUUUUGGCUAAAAACCCGGAGAAGCUUGCAGGUCCGCUAUUGGCUGAUACAUAUGUGACAUUAUUAAAAGGUCGUAAUGCAUGGUAUGGCCAAAAGUUGGCCAAAGGAGAACUAACUCUUGAUAUGGGUGAUAGCAUCAAGGGGAAGGGGAUGAUUCAGUUUAUGUGUCUUAUUUUGUUUCAGGGAAUUUCAGCAGUGAAAGCAUUUUACGAGCUACUUAGUCAAUCUCAUUUAAGCAUUCUACACCCGGAAGAGAAAAAGCCUGUUGCACCAGUUGAGCUUUGUCCCAUUUUGAAAACCCUGCAUAAAAUACUUAUAUCAAGGGAGGCUCCAUUGGAGGCUAUUCUUCAGGCAUUGAGGGAUGAGACGAUGAAUGAUCCCCGAGAUCGGAUUGAAAUUGCCCAAACUCAUGCUUUCUACAGGCCUUCACUCUUGGGGCAGUAGCCUUUCCUUGUUUAGUGUUGAUUAUGUAUUACUUGUUAUUUGCAACUCAUCUGAACUCUGUUUGUUGUACAAUUUUGCCUUGUGCUAUUAUAUUGAACCUUGUUUGUUUGUGUAA
Messenger RNA from Cynara cardunculus var. scolymus (artichoke), 1737 nucleotides. Its product is annotated as glycerol-3-phosphate dehydrogenase [NAD(+)] GPDHC1, cytosolic-like. The coding region runs from base 204 to 1622 and encodes 472 amino acids. Gene Ontology annotation, molecular function: glycerol-3-phosphate dehydrogenase [NAD(P)+] activity; NAD binding. The record is from RefSeq and is a predicted model, not a curated record. Lineage: Eukaryota; Viridiplantae; Streptophyta; Magnoliopsida; Asterales; Asteraceae. Gene Ontology annotation, cellular component: cytosol; glycerol-3-phosphate dehydrogenase (FAD) complex. The transcript is spliced from 5 exons. Gene Ontology annotation, biological process: glycerol-3-phosphate catabolic process; carbohydrate metabolic process.